This is a messenger RNA of Chara braunii, 515 nucleotides long. NCBI's taxonomy places the organism in Eukaryota, Viridiplantae, Streptophyta, Charophyceae, Charales, Characeae. The record is from the annotation of a GenBank genome assembly.
CAUGGCGCAAGACACACCCACGACAAGCUUGUUCGCCCGCUUCGUUUCGAUGACGUGCCCUGCGCUAUCGAAGCCAACUGUCAACUUCGAUGGCGGUGUUGGCGACGUAUUCCACGACGGCCCUCAACAGCGACGACGAUGGCGAUGAUCGCUUGGUAUGCGAUGAUGGCGACGUCCGCAGUGACGAUGACGAUCUUGACGACGAAGGCGACGAUGUUCGGAAAGGCGACGACGGCGGUGAAGACGACGGGCGAGAUGAUGUGCACGCCGACGACGAAUGCGCCGAAGAUGAUUGCCAAGAUUACGCAAGCAGUGAAGAUGGCUACGUUGGCGACGGACGCGGUGACGAUGGCGAUGACGGCGACGAAGGCGAUGACAAUGGCGAUGAUGGCGAUGAAGGCGAUGACGUUAACAAAAAGCGACGAUGGCGAUGAUGGCGACGAAGGUGCUGAUGAAGGCUACGAAGGCAACUCACGCGGCGAACACGACUGCGACGGCGACAGAACAAGAGCAGC